Messenger RNA from Mycotypha africana, 6564 nucleotides. RefSeq lists its product as uncharacterized. Gene Ontology annotation, cellular component: nuclear body. Gene Ontology annotation, molecular function: helicase activity; ATP hydrolysis activity; transcription termination site sequence-specific DNA binding. The coding region runs from base 1 to 6564 and encodes 2187 amino acids. Gene Ontology annotation, biological process: termination of RNA polymerase II transcription. NCBI's taxonomy places the organism in Eukaryota, Fungi, Mucoromycota, Mucoromycetes, Mucorales, Mycotyphaceae. The transcript has 10 exons. The record is from RefSeq and is a predicted model, not a curated record.
AUGGUAGAUCAUAGCAAUGCUCCGAAAUUACAAGGAGUAUUAGCUCUACUGGAAAGCAAGCAGAAGGAUCCGAACAACACUGAUGUUGAAACGAGAUUUUUCAACGAGGGAUUAGAAUUCCUUCUGUUGUCUGAUCACUGGUGGUGUGAUCAAAACAUCUUACCAAUUGCCCGAGAGUCACUAUGGCUCUUCUCACUUCCAGAACAUAACCCAAUUUUACAGUAUAAAAAGAAGCUUAAUAAUCAGUUGAUGACUUGUACUUCCUGUGUACAAGUGUACCAAAACUCUAAGCAGUUUGUUAAGCAAAGAUAUGAAGAACAAUUUCCUAAAAGUACCGUAGACGAUUUUUUCAAAACUAUAGAAAAAUUUGACAUUGAUCGAGUGAGCUCGUCUUUAACUGCGCAAUCAGAAGAAUUUAAUAUGACAACUGAGAUUAUCUGUGCCAUUCUCGAGGUGAUAUGUGCACCUCAAAUGUUAGAAGAUUGUGACGGAAAGUUUGCCAAAACGUUUGAAGCAAUUCAAAAAGCGGGCUCAUUCCCAACAUUCGACACAGCUACAGCCCCCUAUAUUGUUCGUAUGACACUUCAUCAUCAAAGGGUUGUUAGAUUUUGGGCGAGGAAACUAUUGGAAAAAUUUAUCAAUACAGAUCAAUAUUCUUUAAACGAUGCUGAUUUCUUAUAUAUAAAGGAUUUUAUCUUUGGGAUACUGCAGAGUUUUACAUCAGUUGGCAGCUUCAGCAGAAUAGAGGAUUAUUGUCAGAUAGAAAUAACUCACGAUUUGGGAGAGUUUUGGAAAGCAUUUAGGCUUAUAGUUGGAUUAUCAUCACCAUCCAUGUUGACAGACUCUAUAGCAGAAUCCAGCACCACGAUGCUCGAAGUAAUACAGACGCAGCUAGGAGCUUCAGUAGAAUGGCUGGGUGAAAUACUGAAGACAAUGACAAGUAUGCUGUUAAAAAUGCAGACAAGUUUCUGGGGUACGAUUUCUAGCGACAGUGCUAUAUACUACGACAUUAUAAAAAAAAUUUGCGAACAUCAGGUUUUUCAGUCUGCCAUGAAAAUCGCUCGAGGGGGAAACGCAGGCAGGAUUUUACAACGGGAUGGAACACCCUAUCCUGAUGAUAAACUCAUGGCAAAAAUUAAGAAUAUGCUGGAAUGGUUAUAUCCAUUCUGGUCGUCGCUGCGAGCUACACCAGUCGAGAAGGAAAUUACAGGCAGAGUUUUGGAUACAGUAUUUGGAUAUUUCCAAUUGGAUAUCUGGGGCAUCAUGAGCAAAGCGUAUUGUGCAGAGCUGGGCUUACAAGUGAUCAAUCAGUGUCUAACGGAUGAGUCGCUUCCCAUGCAUAAAAUCAACGAAUACAUCUUUAAAAUUAUUGAUUUUGCGAAACUUGAUUCAGCCUCUUUACCCAACCUAGUAAAGCAUAUGCCUAACUUGGCAAGAGAAAUUCUGUCAGAUCUUUUGGAUAAAGAAUCAAUGCAUUUACAGAAAAUUUUCAGCACAGUUUAUAAAAUUGAUGAUGUAAUGGGUGAAAUAGCUUAUGAUGAUGCUGCUGUCCAAGACCCUGAAAGCUCACCAUUCGAACCGAUAUGGAUAUCUGUAAAAACUUGUCUCAAUAAGGACUUGACAGGCUCGAUUUGGCUUGCUUCCUCUAUUCUUAAAGCUUAUGGAAACAUUGCAUCUUUUGAUAUACCCAAUAUUCUUAGCCAGGACAAUGACAAAUAUGUUAUUCGAAGAAUUGCUGAUCUACACCAAUCAACCUCUCAUGUACUCAAAAUGCUGAAAGCAACAGACCAGCAAUCGAGAGAAACCAUUUUAGCAUCACCAGAUCUGUUAAAAUCACUCAUUCAACUGUUAAAGUCCCCCUAUCCCGAUAUCAAAAGCUACAUUUUCGAACUAUUCCAAGAAACAUCAAGUGAACUCAAUCAACGGAGGAUUUUGGAGAUCAUGUUCAAAAGAUUUAAGCCUUUAAAAUUAAUAGAUGCUUAUAACUCUAUGCUGAGAGAAUUUAUAUCUUUACUCAAGUGUCCUACGAUCGAUAUUUUCAAUCUGGCUCCCGAUACCAUUUCAUUCUUGUCAUACCAAGUCGAUUUAGUAAAGUCGUACGUCGUUAAUCUCUCAAAUAUGAAUGAAGAUGAAGAUGGAACAAUAGACGAAUUUUGGAGUGUUUGCUGGCGAGCACUCAACACAGUGCUAGACAAAGCUUUGCAAUGGGCAACACAGUAUCGGCCAUCAACUGUCGUUAGCUUGAUUUUAUCAAUCCUCGAUAUAGCGACUCAGUUGAUUAGUACGAAGCAAAAUUUCGAAAAAGCUAUGAAAGCUUCAAAAAAUGGCGGUACUGUUAUCAUCAGCAACGAUCACUUAAUAACUAUUGUAGAUUCUUUAUCACACUGGAUCUACGUCACCAGGAUAGAGCUGAUAUCAAAAUUGGUUCCUCUUGCCAUCAAUAUCUUAAAUAUACUAAAAAGAGCAGAAUUAAAGAUUUCAGUGGAAGCAUACGAUCGACUCAUGACAGCAGCAACAGGUGUGAACACCAGCAAACUAUCAGAUAAGGAGAGAGAAGAUCUGUUUAUGGCCCUCAGUGCUCAUGAACCCAACAAUUUCAUUUUUCUUAACGACGACAGUGACGAUGAAGACGUAGAGUGGCAGUCUAUUACCUCAGUUGAUGCCAACAGUCCUUCUACUGUCUCAAUCAAUAACGUUUCGACAACCACACCUGCCAAUAAAAACGUCAAGAAACGCCAACUUACGUUGGAUCAGAGUUUCUCGAAUGUUUCGAUUGAUAGUCCUCCACGUCCCACUUCUGCUCCAGCCACAGCACCAUUGAAAGAUGCUCGAAUCUCAAAGUAUUUUGCUGCUACUGCAGAAGAGCCGCACGAGAUAUCUGACUCUGAACUAGAAGAGGAGUUUGCCGAUUUCGACUAUAGUCAAGUACCAGAUGAAUGGCUGCAAGCGACCACCACAUCGACCACACCCACGACAGUGGAAAAACAAACGUAUUUCGGACAAAAUGGAAAUAUGGAUAUAGAUACAGAAUCCCAAGAAACAAUAAAAGAAACAAAUAAAAGAUCAGCAAACGCGAUAAAUAUUACAGGAUCUGCAAAACCCAAGAAUACCCCAUCUUUUUACCCUUCUGUGAACAAAGUUCCUACGUAUGCCGUAACCUCUCGUGGUCGAAAGCUGCGUCCACCUUCUAUGGGUUUCCCGUCAAAGCUAAAAGCGCUUAGAGAUCAACAUCGUGCUGAACGCCGCUUAAUUGCUACUGCAAAAUCGCCUUCAGCUGCCAAUAUCCUUCGAAAACGAUAUGGCCAUGAUUCUCAAGAUAACUCUACUGACUCAUCGAAUUCAUCUGAUUCGGACGAAGGAGACGACGAUUCUGGUUUGUUAGGUUUAAUUCACGAUUUAGAUGAUACAGAGGCUUCAAAGCAUGUAGAAUUAAAGAACAAAAAGGCCAGCGCAAAAGCAGAGAGCGCAAGUAUGAAGGCAUUGUUCGAUACGAAGCCGAAGCGUACCAUCAAGUUGAUAGCCACCCCUAUCUCCAACCCAUACCUGGACAGAAAAAUGAAAGCCAAAACGCGUGAAAUAGCACGCCAGAAGAAGAUAGCUCCCAAUCUUGAUCGUUUAUUUAAAGCUGUUUUGUCUUGGGAAAUAACAGAGACAGCACGCGAAAUUCCACCAAAUACGAACGAGCAUAUGUAUUCCAAGGUGCCUGCUACCUUCAAAUCAUUUGAAGAAUAUCGUUCUAUUUUUGAACCCCUUUUAAUACUUGAAACAUGGUGUCAAUUAGUUCGUGCGAAAGAACAAUUGAGUCAAAAUGAUAUACUUGAAAACUGUAUCGUAGAAGGACGGUGUCACACAAAUGAUUUUGUGGAUGUGACAUUUCAACUUCGGAUGAGCUUAAUUAUGAACAACCUGACUACGGACGAUCUUGUCUGUGUUGCUAACCAUUUUGGGCCCCAGUUCUUCCAGACCGAUGAAAACGUUGGUAGUACUUGGAAAGGAAAAGCCUUCCUUGGUAAAGUAAUGUCUAUCAAUCAGAAGAAAAAUAUAGGUGAAGUAGUCGUAAGAUGUUAUUUUGCCGCUGACAGAAUUAGUUUGCUCAAUUCAAUUUCACCUAAAACUUCUUGGAACAUACUGAAAAUAAUGAGUUUGACAACAGGCAUGCGAGAAUAUGCUGCAUUGGAGGCCUUAGAAUAUUACGAUUUGGGCAUGGAUAUCAUACAACCUAAACGGACACCUUUGCCAAAACUCGAUGAUUCGCUAAUUAAACAGUACUGUCAGCGAUACUAUGUCAAUGAGCCUCAAGCUGUUGCUAUUCUGUCUGCUAUGCAGAAAAAGAACGGGUUUUCCCUGAUUCAAGGUCCUCCUGGCACAGGUAAAACCAAGACAAUUUUGGCUUUAAUUGUGUCCUUGCUCGAACAGCGCACUAGUGCAUCGACGGAUCAUCCUUUCGGUGCCAGCAAGCUACUCGUGUGUGCUCCUAGUAACGCUGCAGUAGAUGAAAUAGCGAAACGUUUGAAUGAUGGAAUAGUUACAUCUCGUGGAACACUCAAACCGAACGUUGUACGUGUUGGUGUAUCUGAUUCAGUGAAUGCUAGCGUUAAAGAUAGAAUUCUCGACAAGCUCAUUGAAGAUGAGAUGAACUCAUUCGACAGCGAUGAAAAUGGUGGCGGUGGAACUAAAUGGAGUGCGAAACUAGAUGAAAUACAUCAAGAUAUUCGUAAUAUACAGAUUCAAUUAGAUCAAGUAGAUCGUGAAAUUACUCAGUCGGGUAGUGAUAUGGUUCAAAUGUCAUUGUUGCGCGACAAGAGAAAAACCCUGGCCCAAAAAUUAACAAAGGCAAGGAUUUUGUUGAAAGAUACACAUCAAGACCAGAAGAAUUAUGGUAGAGAAAUGGAAGUAUCGCGAAUUCGUGCUCGUCAAAAGGUGCUUUCGAAUGCAGAUGUUGUGUGUGCCACGCUAAGUGGCAGUGGUCAUGAUAUGUUGACCAGCAUGGGUAUUACAUUUGAAACAGUCAUUGUAGACGAAGCAGCGCAGUCAAUUGAGAUCAGUUCGCUUAUUCCCUUGAAGUUUGACACGCAACGAUGUAUUCUUGUUGGCGAUCCAAAUCAGCUUCCUCCAACCGUCAUGUCACCUUUAGCUGCCAGGUUUGAUUACCAACAAAGUCUUUUUCUACGGUUAGAAUAUACAAUGGCGAAGGAAGUCAACCUUCUUAGUAUUCAGUAUCGUAUGCACCCAGACAUCAGCCGUUUCCCUAGUAAGAUGUUCUACCAAUCUCGUCUUCUGGAUGGACCCGAUAUGGCUAAGAUGUCUUCUGCAGUAUGGCACUCUCAGCCUGAAUUCCCUCCUUAUCGCUUCUUCAAUAUUAUGGAUGGUCAAGAAAAAAUUGGUCGUGGCAAAUCAAUUUACAACGUAGCCGAAGCGGAUGCGGCGGUUGCUUUGGUGGAUAAGUUGUGUGCUAGAAUGCCUACUGUUAAGUUUGCUUCAAGAAUUGGAGUUAUUACGCCCUAUAAACAGCAAGUGGGCCAACUGAAAUCAAGGUUUCAAAAGCGUUUUGGAAAUAAUAUUCUUGACGUGAUCGACUUUAACACUGUUGAUGGCUUCCAAGGACAAGAAAAGGAAAUUAUCAUCUUCUCGUGUGUCCGAGCUGGCCAAGGAAAAGGAAUUGGUUUCUUGGCCGAUAAACGUCGUAUGAAUGUUGGCUUAACCCGUGCCAAAUGCUCACUGUUUGUUUUAGGCCAUGCCCACUCUUUAUCCAACAGUGACUAUUGGGGUGAUUUGGUACGUGACGCUGAACAAAGGUCACUAAUUGAAGACUGUAAAUAUCCAUAUUUCAAGCAUAGAUUGGAUGGGGCUCCUAUCCCGCGCAACCUAUUUGAAAAGCCAUUAACUUCGGCGAAAACAGCUAAGCCUGCAACGCCCAUCAGAUCCGGACCUGUAAAAAUUACUGCACCUGGCAUCUUUGACUCAUUUCCUAGCUCCAGUCGCUCUAUGCGUAACUCAGUUACUGAAGACGAACGUAUGAGAACUUCAAAUAGAAAGCGUCCAUUCACCUAUACCCCGGAAGAUCCUUCUGCCCGAAGCAAUACCCGACGUAAAUUGGAUACUAUGAACGACAAGGAUACCAUUAUGACUGAAGCACAAGAGGUUGCCAGUAGCAGCGAUAGUAAUAAGUCCUUCAUUGAAAAAGUUAGAGAACAAAAAUUAUUGUCCAUGAAAGGAGAAGUAGCAGCUGGACAGGUGUCGAAUAGUGCUACAUCGCUUCCAUCAGCAGCAAAUAAACGCACCAUACCACCGCAUAAAAAGUUGAGCUUAGAAGAGUAUAGGAAAGCAAGGGGAUUACCACCCGUGGCUCCAUCAUCUCGUGGUCGAGGUCCAUAUCCCUUACCUCCUCGCACCAGCAGCAGGCCUGCCCCUGAUUCCUCCCUGUUUAUAAAAAAUCGAAAAUGGGCUGCACCAUUGCGUCCAAAGCCAACAAGAAUUUUGCCUGAUGGUGUAAGCGCAAGAGAAAGAGCGAUGAUACAGCACAAGGCAGAUAGAGAACAAAUGAAGAAGUACCGUGAAGAAUAG